Messenger RNA from Trypanosoma grayi, 2199 nucleotides. RefSeq lists its product as hypothetical. The record is from RefSeq and is a predicted model, not a curated record. The transcript has a single exon. Lineage: Eukaryota; Euglenozoa; Kinetoplastea; Trypanosomatida; Trypanosomatidae. The coding region runs from base 1 to 2199 and encodes 732 amino acids.
AUGGCUUACAACCGCGCGUACACUGGUCCCGAUUACGUCGCCUCCGGCACGCCCGACGACACGAGCUCUGUCCAGAGCGGCACGUUGCCGCCACCGCGCUCGACCAACGACACGCUUAUGAUGCACCAACAUCAGCCGCUACAGCAACGCCCCGCCUUCGACUGUAGCAGUAGCAACAGCGACGGCAUCAUCAACACUCCGUGGCGUGACAACAACAUGAAGGCAGCGGCGAUGAAGGUGGUGUACAGGGAGCAGCGUCGUGGCAUCAACGUGCCGGCGGUGCAGGUGCCCAGCACGGCCUACGCGCAGCGGGUCGCCAACAACAACAGCGACCGGAACUCGAGCAUCAACAACCGCAAUACAACACUGGAUGAUACGUUUGAGGAGAUCUACACGCAGGAGGACCGCACCACACGGCAGACCAGUGACGUCCGCCGCCCACUCAACCGCAGGUUCGAUGAUGAGUCGUAUGACGAGGACUACGACAGCUACGAUGAGGAUGAGGAUGACAGUGAUGAUGAUGAAGAGGAGGAUGUACCGCGCAUUCCCAUUAUCUCUGGCCGCGGCAGCGGCCAUGUCCUGCGUGAUAUCCUCUACGGCACGCCCAGGGCGGGUGGGCCGCAGCCGACGCGACAGCAACAGGAAGGGCAGCCGCACCAGUGGUCCCCGUAUCAGGCGCGUGAGCGGGACCGCUCGCUGACAAACGAUUCGUACGUGUGGUCACCGCACCACAGCGAUGUUGAGCAACCGUCCGCUCAUUCUUCAGCGCUGCAUCAGCAGAAAACGCAGCACUAUCGUCAUCGCCGGCAUCCUUCGCAUCACGACCGCCAACGUCAGUUGCCCUUGAGCGGGGAAUACGCGAAUGGAGAGCGAUGGAGAGAACCUGUGUCGUCCCACCAACACAAGCGGCAGCCGACCGCCGACAGGUUUGCAGCCGAUAUGGCCGCACCAGCGGCUUCAAGAGUGCAACAUAAGGCUGAGUCGUUCACCACAGAGCGGGAGCGGACGCCAGUGCAAGAUGCUGCCGAUUGGGACUCGCAGCGGAGCGACAAGAUGGCGCAUACGCCGCUGCCUGAUGACGCCACCCCGCGCCGCCAUCAACGUCACCGCUACCGUCAUCAUCAUCAUCAGCGUCAUUCGCCGUCGUCUGCGUCGAGGGUACGGAGUGAAACGCGGCGUAGCACUUCCAGGCAUGAGAGAGCCCCUUCUGAGAUCCGCCGGCGCAAGAAGUCGAAGAAGCAUCAUCAUGAAGAGGAGGAAGAUGAGAGGUUGGAGCACUCACCCUCGUCCCCUGCUGCAGCACACAAGGCGCAAACGCGUAAGCACAGGCGCAAGCAUGAGGUGGGCAGCGACGGCAUGGCGAAGGCGGAGAGGGACAAACCCAAUGGAAAGAAGGCGGAGGGGGAGAAUGAGGCGGGCACCCAGGAGCAGCAGCCCUCGGAUGACGCUAUUGAUGAAGUCGAGGCGAAGGCAAAGAAGGAAAAAACCCACUGCUUUACCUGUGUUGGCAACUCAAAGGACAGGGAGGAGAAGAAGGCAAAAGAAAAGGAAAGGAAGGCGGAGAAGGCAGCAAAGAAGGAGGCAGAGAAGGCAGCAAAAGAGGAGAAGAAGGCAGCAAAGAAGGAGGCGGAGAAGGCAGCCAAGGAGGAGAAGAAGGCGGCCAAGGAGGCGGAGAAGGCAGCCAAGGAGGCGGAGAAGGCGGCCAAGAAAAAGGUGGAUAAGGAAAAGAAGACCAAGAAGGAAGAAGAAGAGGAGGAGGAGGAGGAGGAUAAAGAGGGCCCCUCUGGCGGAUGCUGUUACGUGAAGAAAGAGAAAAAAAGCACGAAGGAAACGGAAGGCGCGGAAAAGGUCAUGUCGGGGAAGCAGCCGCGUGCCAACACUAACACCAAAAGCAGCAGCAGCAGGAAGAAGGACGGCACGGUAGGAAAGAGGGAGAAACGCGAGCCGGCCAACACGAACGGGAACGCUGCAGCCACAUCGCCGCCCCUGCGCCGCAGGAGGCCCCCAUCAUCGAUCACGUCUUCUUCUAUGGUGUCCAGCUGCUCAACCUCUUCGUACGAGUUUUUGGAUUCGAGCCCGCGCCCUCGUGCCACUGGUCGCCGCUCUGCUACUGUCGAGCGCCGCCAUCGUGAGUCGGAGGGGCGAUCGUCACGGCACCGCCGCCGUGGCGGCGUAGAGAACUGGAGCGAUGUAGACUAG